AGUUUGAUUUUGAUUGAAUCGAUCCCAGCAAAGAGUGUUUAAAUUCUCUUUGCCCGUACCAGUGUGAAUUAAAUGUGAAUGUGAAAGUUUAAAUUUGUUUUUAUUUUGCCUAAUUUCAAUUUAUAUUUAAUACAGAAUACUAGUGUGUGAACUGAAAGCAAGCUAGCUAACUGUAACUCAAGAUUGAAUUUUAAAACUUAUUUAUUUUGAUAUUUAAAAUGAGUAACCAUCGCGAGCCAACUGUUGUGGGUGUUGCCAACUUCAAUGCUGUAGAAGAUGCAGCCGCAUUGAGAGCUGCAAUGAAAGGUCUUGGCACAGAUGAAGAUGCUAUAAUUGAGAUCCUGACUACACGGUCUAAUGUUCAAAGACAAGCUAUUGCUAAAGCAUUUACUCAUGAGUAUGGAAGAGAUAUCAUUGAAGACUUGAAGUCGGAGUUAGGGGGCCACUUUGAAGAUGUUAUAGUAGCUUUGAUGUUACCCCCUGCUGAGUAUAUGUGCAAGGAGCUUCAUCAUUGCAUGGAAGGUUUAGGUACCGACGAGAAAGUGCUGGUUGAGAUACUUUGUACUCGCACCAAAAGAGAAAUAGCUGAAAUUGUCCAGACCUAUGAAAAUUUGUACAACCGCCCCCUUGCCGAGCACAUGUGCUCCGAGACAUCGGGACAUUUCAGAAGGCUUCUUACUCUCAUUGUUACAUGUUCUGGUCAGGGCGCCCGCGAUGAGGAGAGCGGGGCGGACGAGAGCCGCGCGGCCGAGGCGGCGCAGCAGCUGUUCGACGCGGGCGAGGGCAAGUGGGGCACCGACGAGGAGAUCUUCAACAAGAUAUUGGCACACGAGAGUUUCGCUCAGCUCCGCUUGAUAUUUGAAGCGUAUAAGAACAUAGCGGGCCGCACCAUCGAGCAGGCCAUUAAGGCGGAGAUCUCCGGGGAACUCAGUGAGGCGCUGUCGGCCAUCGUGGAAUGUGUGGAGAACGCUUCAGCUUGGUUCGCGCGAAGGCUACGCGAUGCCAUGCAGGGUCUCGGAACAGACGACAGAACCCUCAUCAGGAUCAUCGUCUCGCGGAGCGAGGUCGACCUCGGCGCCAUCAAGCGGGAGUACGAGACCAUCUACGAUAAGACUCUGCUCAGUGAAGUGCGGCAGGGCGAGACGUCCGGCGACUACAGGAAAGCUCUCGUCGCACUUCUGGGGCCGGCCUAAGACCACUGAUGACGUGUCACCAAUGAAACUGUAGCGCUUAUAUUUAAAAUAAUUUAUUUUUGUAUGUUGUGUCUCCGCACUUGAAUUGCAGCUAUUGUUAAAUGUCUAUUUCUCAGUGAUUUACAAAUGUAAUUUAGAAAAUGUCGACAUAUUAUGUAGUGAGAAAAUAACCUAUUUUAUUAUUAACUUUGCAUUACAAGUUGAUGGUUCUUUAGUAUUAUUUCAAUAAUUAUGCUUUAUUAUAAGUUUUUACGCAAGAUUUAUCUUCUAGAACAAAGAAUCUCUAUAUAUUAUGUAUUAUUAAAAAUUGUUACAGCCACAUUCAUAUUUUAUUGUUAUUGAAAAGUGUUAUAUGUGAACGAAAAACAACACAUUAAUUAUAUUAAAGUUCAAAGAUAUGCCGCGGACACGCUACGUGUGUUGCGAGUGUUCAUAUUUAAAAAAACAUGUGCCUUAUUACCUAUUAAUACCACAGCAGCACUUGCUUUAGUACCUGAAGUAGAAUCAACCUUACAACUAAUUUUUAACAAUUUAAAGAACUGUAACUUCAGAUGAUACACUGAAAUGAUUCAAAGAAUGUUGUGUAUUUAUAUUAUUAGCCGUAAGAAGUGUCUUUUAUGGGACCCACAUGCUCGAAUUUCAAAAUACUUUAAUAGUGCCUUUCAACUAGGAUUCUAUUUCAACCAAUACUACUUUAGAAAUUUAAUUUCUAAACUUUAUUAUUCGCGAUGAAUUUCGUCGUUAGUUGUUAAAAUAUAUAAUAUUUUGAUUUGAUAGUUAUGUCGGCACAGUUACAUUGAUCUAUGUUUAAUGUAUUUGUAAUAUAAAUACAUUAAACAUUAAUCCGGAACACGAUGUACUGACUCUGCACCUAUUUCUGCCACAAAAUAAUAAUAGUGAACUUGAACUUAAAAAAUAAACCACGGCAAAAACCGUGGGAUAAUUUUAAAAAAUAGCAAAACAUUAACAAAGUAUACAAGAAAACCAACCAUUCUAGAUUUCCCGAUCUGUUUUUGUUAAAAACUAUUGUUGGAUAAUUAUAUUGUGUCACGGGCAGGUGGUGCUAUGAUAUUAGUUGUGUCAAUUCAUCCUGUCACAUGCCUACUCCUAUAUCAAAAAAAUCCUAUAAAAAAAAUAAACUUUUAAACUUCUUACAAUUUGUCCAGGAUCAUGGUCAUGUUUUCCGGAAAAUUAUUAGUAUUAUUGAGAUUAUUACAAUAAUUAAAAUAUACAAUAUUAAUUAUAACACAAUUAAGAUUAACAUUAAAAUUAGUUUAGAUUUGCUAAAAGACGAUUGCAUCAUUCCAUUUCUGUUUUAUUCGGCUGUUAUUGUCGUGUCUGCUUUAAAAUUUAUAUUAAAUAUAUAAUUAUUAAUAAAUGGUGUGCGUUAA
Molecule: messenger RNA, 2584 nt
Organism: Leptidea sinapis
Lineage: Eukaryota; Metazoa; Arthropoda; Insecta; Lepidoptera; Pieridae
Gene: AnxB10
Product: annexin B10
Exons: 8
Coding region: 219-1193 (324 amino acids)
Cellular component (GO): cytoplasm
Molecular function (GO): calcium ion binding; calcium-dependent phospholipid binding
Source: RefSeq, a predicted model, not a curated record